Coregonus sp. 'balchen' is the source of this 2725-nucleotide messenger RNA. NCBI's taxonomy places the organism in Eukaryota, Metazoa, Chordata, Actinopteri, Salmoniformes, Salmonidae. The record is from the annotation of a GenBank genome assembly.
GAAUCGGCCCAGUUGAGGUUAACAUUUUACAAGGGUGUUUUUGUUCGGUGGGAGGGCAGAAGGAGAGUUCCCAUGUUUCGUUUUGUUGCCUUUCAUUUCCCCUCCAAUCAGAGGUGAGGGUGCGUUUUAAAAGCCGUUUCCCUUUCUCUAUUUCACUGCAAAAACAAUGAAACCCUUUGAAGGGAGAGAAAUUUGAAGACAGACAGGCGGGACAAUCCUCAGUUCCUUCCCCUGUGUUCUUUUAUACUUCAGUGCCUGUGACACAUAGCUUGAUUUCACUAUUUUGUCAACUUCAAAGCAACAACGAUUUAUAUUGAAUCUCUUAGCCGCCCCCCAAAAAAUGGAAGGGCAAAAACAUUUUGGGGGAGAAAUGACUUAUUCGUUCGUUGACUUAUGGAGGAUUUAAAUAGCAUAUUGUAAAAUUUGUUUAGAAACGCUGUGGGUUACCGACAGUCGUGAACCGUAGCCUAUUGCCAAGCAAGAGAAGUUAAUGCAAGCCAAUUGCCGUCUGCCGACUUGCUUGACCAUUGGGAAAUUACCCGACGUGGAUGAUCCGUUGUAUUCAAGGAAAGACGCCUCUACGAAUUGGAAAUCAAUUUUACCUACAGUUCUGAAAACUCAUCACGCAGCAGGGGUCGUUUAUUAUUUAUUGAAUUUUUUUGUAAAGCAAUGGUGGGCAGACUAAACUUGCUGAAUGUAUGUGACGACGAGCCAUUGGACAUGAGCUGCAAAGCCGAGCGGGGACUUGACAGCCCGGACUCCGGAUUACCACCCAGCCCCAGUCCGAGCCACUGGCUGCUGCCUGACUGUGGGGAUAAAGGUGCCAUAAGCCCGGUGUCUGAAGACGAGAGGAGAGGGUCGUACUUGGUACGUAGGCUGUCGCACGUUUUACUACUAUUGUUACAAUUUCAUAACGGGAUGUUAGCCUUUACUGUAAGGCAAAGUUAAAACAUUGUUAACGAAAUAUUUAGCCUCUGAAUACGUUUUCCUGCAUGGCCCAUUGUGAAUCUGGGUCAUGUCAAUAGUAAAUUGGGUCAGUAGCCCAAGCCAAUCACGUUCGCCACCUCCACCAAAUAUUGUCUCCUUAUGUGAGUGCUGACUGUGUCGGCUGACUUUGCUUGCAGGUUCCAAUUUUAUCGAUUGGAUCUGUUCCUCAGCUGCACACGUUGUCCUACGGGGAGGGCAUAGAACUUGAUCCACUACCGCCAAAGGAAAUACGGUAUGCUGUUUUAAAUGACUGCAUUUAGGCUGUGAAUGUUUGUGUGGUUUGAAAUUGGCUUAGCACUGUCCACUGUGUGCUGCAUAUGCCUCACUAUUGGUAUAAAUACCAUUAAAGAAAUGUGGUGGACCACAGAUCAAAUGUAGUAGUUACUUUUUAUUAUUUUUAUUUUUAUUUUUUUACUUCUGUCAGCCUGUGUGUAGUCAGCCUGUGCCUCCUGUAGCCAAGUGUCUAUUUCUUGGAGGUUUGCAGUGCUUGAAGCCUUGCCACAUUCCAGUCCUAAAACGAUAUCUAGCUGAACAUGUAGUGAAAUGACACUUGCCCAAACGUUGUCAUUCCUAGAUACACAUCGUCUGUCCACUAUGAUUCAGAGCGUCACUUUAUCCACGACGUGGCCAUGCAGCCUAGAGGCCUGGGUCUGGAGCACUGCAGCCAGACGGUCCUGGCUGUCCCUCACAGCACCUGGAGACACUACAAGACCCAGCUAGACCUCCAGCCUCGCCAGCGGGCCCAGCGCUUCCAGAGCACCACCAUCGUCUACCCCAAGCACGCUCGCACCAUCUACACCACAGAGCUGAGCUACGACAGCCGCCGGCUAUCCAGGAGAUUCUUGUCGAGCGUGGAGCUGGAAGCUGCUGACCGGAGUAGGCUACCCCAGUGAGGUUAGGGGAAGGCUGGGCACGGCCUGAGGGAGGGGUCCCUGGGGCCCAACCAUCCACCAGGCUGACACCAACCCAUGGACCCAGGUUACACAGUCUAUUAGUUUAGAUUGGAAAGCAUCGUAGCCCACGGAGUUGUCAAAUUACUGUCUAUGACUGGGCUUUAAAAUGUCUCGUCAAAUCACGGUAUUAUGGGGUAUUUGUUGCACAACGUUACAUACCACAAGCAGAAUAUAUUAGCCUGGAUAGUGUAACACUGAGCCAUGUAUAGAGAUGUAUGAUCCUGGUGUAACACCAAACCCCAACUUAGUCUUGCCUAAACAAACAUUGUCAUCUACUGUAAGUAUGGUCCAUGGAGCAGAAAGCCACAGCUUUUUUCAUAUUGUGUAAAAGAGUUGCAAAUUACAGCAAGUUCUGUGUUGAACGUUGGGACAUGUUUUCCACAGAUCAUUGCGAAUUGAGGAAAUUGGUAUUAGUUGGUAAUGAGUAGCGAGAGAUGAUCCAAUGUGUCAUUAUUGUUUUCAGUUAUAAAGUUUUAGCAUUUUCCUGAUAGUGAAGUCUUGUUUUUACUAACACCUCAUGGACUGUCCAUCAAUGGUUCAUUAUCGUCGCCUAUCCUCUUCUGGUUGCUUCUAGAGGUUUCAUUUUGUUAUGUAUUUAUUUGAUGCUCAUCAACUCCUUUUGGUAGCCUAUUAGUAAUACACAGGUAUCUUCCAAUAAUACACAUCUAGAGGACCUGAACUGUCUUGAGAUACCCAAAGUGCCUUAUUGAAGUAAAAUGAUAUUGCUUUUAAAGCUCUGUUUUUAUAGUGUCUGUUUGAAAUAAAGACAAACUGUCUUAUAUCAG